AUGUUCACUAAUCGUUCACUGGAAGCAGUGAGUUUCAACUCACAAUUAUCUACUACGAAAUCGCAUCAAUCUACGAACGUUCAAACAACAGAAAUUGUUUAUAAUCAGAAUCCCGUGCAAACCGUCGAAACAAGAACUGUCGAGACUCAAACUAUAACCGAAGAGAAGAAGAAGCCAGAAGUGAACUAUGAAAGACUGGCCCAAUUUUUAAAUAGAGUUACGCCUUGUAUAUUGGAAGCAUUAGAUGAAUCUUAUGGAACCAAUGCAUUUGAAGAUUAUGAACCAAAAAUUGAUGAAGAUUUACUGACAAGCACACAGCUUCUGCAAAAAAUUCAUAGCACUGAAUCUGAUUCUCAGAUGAAAGUAAGUGAUAUGAGUUGGAGUAUUGGAGGAGGAACAUUGGCAGUUUCUUUUGGUAUUCCUUACCAUGAAACAUGGUGUGACCAUCUAUCUAAAAUGCAAUUGUACAAUCAAACAAAGGAGGGUAGUUUCACAGAUAAUCCAAAUAAAAUAUUGGAAACAAAUGCCUGUAUAACAACGUUGGCUUAUCAUCCAACUGAACCAUCCAUUAUAGCUGCUGGUUUAUUCAAUGGUGAUGUUCUUGUAUGGAACUUAAGAGACAAUGUAUCAGUGGCACCAACAACAAUUUGUACCCAUGGGGAUUGUGUGUCUCAAGUGUACUGGAAAGCAAGAACUAUAAAUGAUGUGUCCUUGCUUGUGAGCUCCAGCAAAGAUGGAUAUAUUUUCAUCCACAAGAUGAUGGCCAAUUUUACAGUUGCCCGUGAAUAUAAACGACUGAAAUUAACCAAAGAAUAUAAUCCAAUAGAAAACUCAAGGCCACGUAGCGCAGGUGGCACACGUGAACGCGCUAUGGAAUCCGGAUUAUGUAUUACUGCCUUCGAUUUUUCGUCCAGAGAUCCCAUAUUUUUUAUCGUGGGUACCUUAUGCGGUGGAAUAUACAAAUGUAGCUUAGAUCGUGUUGCUCCUAUCGAAGAUGAUGAAACUCUAAUGGAUCCUGUGGUAGACGAGUAUGAAAGGCACGAAGGUAGUAUUACGUGCAUUAAAUGUUCCCCGAUACGUAAUCUUUUCGUCACCGCUGGCACUGACAAAGAAAUUCGUAUAUAUCACUUUGAAGAGCAUACGAACUUGAGGUCGAUUUCUUGUGAAAAUACAAUCGUGGGUUUAGCAUGGAUGCUCGGGAAUCAAGACAUAUUCGCAACUUAUGGUGCUGGCUCGGAGAUUAGACUGUAUAACGUCACUGGUGGAAAAUCUGUGACAAAUAUAAAUUUUGAGACCACUGAUAGGCAAAACACUAGCUGCUUACGUGUAAAUUUAAGAAAAAAUAUGGUAGCCAUUGGUGACUCACAAGGAACUAUAGAAAUUUGGAAAAUCCCAAGGCAAUUAUUGUAAACAUAUUAAAUAAUAUGCAUUAUAAAAUUGCUUUUUUAUGUAUUCAUUGUAUUAUCAAUGUUAUUAUCUUGUAAUCCAUAUAAAAACAUGUAUAUAUUUAUUGUGUAACAGCAUAUAUUACUUUUAUAAUAAAAGGCAGUCACGCACGCACACGUUUUCAAUAUACACUGUUCUAUUUUCGACUUCCUCUUCCUAAUAAAUAUAAUAACAUGCAACAAAAUUAGGCACGAUAUUAAUAGCAUAUGAUUACUACAUCAGAUAUUCUAUGAUUUAAAUAGCUUAACAUGUAUUUUAAACUAGACUUCGUUGAGUAAAAAUAACUUGACAAAUUUAUUGCGAAAAUGUAUGAAAGAAGCAAUAAUGCCACGCGUCCGAUUAUGAGUUAAUAUUUAAGACGGCAGCAAUUCAAAACACAACGAAACUAAAAUAUUUUAAUUUGCAGAUUUAAUCAUAAAGUGUAUCAAAUAUAAUGCAGUUUUUUAAA
This is a messenger RNA of Bombus impatiens (common eastern bumble bee), 1894 nucleotides long. Its product is annotated as WD repeat-containing protein 34. NCBI's taxonomy places the organism in Eukaryota, Metazoa, Arthropoda, Insecta, Hymenoptera, Apidae. Gene Ontology annotation, biological process: intraciliary transport. Bases 1 to 1410 code for a protein of 469 amino acids. Gene Ontology annotation, molecular function: dynein light chain binding; dynein heavy chain binding. The record is from RefSeq and is a predicted model, not a curated record. Gene Ontology annotation, cellular component: ciliary plasm; cytoplasmic dynein complex. The transcript has 9 exons.